AGGGGAGGCGGAGGUGAGAGAGGAAGGAUCGACGGCAGGAAGAGAUUGUUAAUCAGUGGGUCUUGCAGACAGACCUGAUUCCGUUGUUCUGCGACCAGAGGAAGGCGAGUAGCAACCAAAAAGACUUUCCAUUCAACAGAUGCUGCGCUGGAUCUAAUCAAAGUUUUAUCUGAUCGCAGUUCACGGUGGAUGCAAGCGCACUGCUGGAACGCGCACGUUUCUAUUGGCUCUCGGCUGCGUCGCUCACAGGAAUGACGAUUUUGCUGCUAUACCCAGCUGAUGCUGAGGCUACGAACGCGGAGCCUCCGAAGAACUGUUGAUGGCACACUGACCCUUCCGUCAUCGACGUUAUGUCUGCGGAUCCAGGUCUUAUCUGCCCCCAGAGCCGGAGUGGGGAGGACAUUUGAUCGUGUCACGACGCGCAGGCCGUGGUUCGUUUUUCUCGCCCCUGUCGCUCCAAAGGAUGUUUCUUCACCUCCCCACAUAAUCGCUUUCCCAGGGAAUGAUGCUCACUGCUUCCUCCACACACAGCCGACACAUCGCAUAUGCAGGUUCCCCCAUGUGGAGUUUUGGAUAAAGGCACAGGAGCAACACAAGGAUAUGGAGUAAAAGGACAUUUAGAAGAACUCCAGUCAGAUAUUUUAAUACAAGAAAACUGACAUUUAGAGGACGUUAAAUAGUGUGUGCCGUGGGAAAAGCAGGGCUGUGAAAAGAGGAGUAAAGAUGGCUUGUUGUCAGAGGCCUGCCAUGUUUCUCCGCGAGUCUGCAGCUGACCCGAUCGGCUGCUGGUCCGAGCAGGAGUGUCCCUAUUAAAGUCUAAGCAGCGUAUUUCACCUGGUGGAGGAGACCCCGCUCUCUGUGAUGUGAUGAAUAAGUUUGAAGUCCUUGGCAUUGUGGGAGAAGGUGCAUAUGGAGUGGUGCUUAAAUGCAGACAUAAGGAAACAAAUGAGCUGGUGGCCAUCAAGAAGUUCAAAGACAGUGAAGAAAAUGAGGAGGUUAAGGAGACGACCCUUCGGGAGCUGAAGAUGCUCCGGACCCUGAAGCAGGACAACAUCGUCGAGCUCAAAGAGGCUUUUCGCAGGAGGGGGAAACUCUACCUCGUCUUUGAAUAUGUUGAGAGGAACAUGCUUGAACUGCUAGAGGAAUUUCCCAAUGGUGCACCGCCGGAAAAAGUUCGCAGCUACAUUUUCCAGCUCAUCAAAGCCAUCAACUGGUGUCACAAAAAUGAAAUUGUUCACAGAGAUAUCAAACCAGAAAAUCUUCUUAUCAGUUCAGAUGAUGUUCUUAAACUAUGUGACUUUGGGUUUGCUCGUAACCUGUCUGAAGGAACAGAUGCCAACUACACCGAGUAUGUGGCCACCAGGUGGUACCGCUCACCUGAGCUGCUGCUGGGGGCUCCCUAUGGAAAGGCUGUGGACAUGUGGUCGGUGGGGUGUAUUCUGGGGGAGCUGAGUGACGGACAGCCUUUGUUUCCAGGGGAAAGCGAGAUUGAUCAGCUCUUCACCAUCCAGAAAGUUCUGGGUCCUCUUCCUGCUGAACAGAUGAAACUCUUUUACAACAACCCGCGAUUUCAUGGAAUCAGGUUUCCCACAGUUACCCAUCCUCAGACUUUGGAGAGACGGUACCAGGGAAUUAUGAGUGGUUUGAUGUUGGAUUUGAUGAAGAGCAUGUUGCUGCUGAACCCUACCGAGCGUUUUCUAACCGAGCAGUGUUUGAACCAUCCUGCUUUCCAGCCUUUCAGGCAGGCGGAGAGAGAAAAAUCUUCUCCCGCUUCUCCAAACCCACCACGCUCGUCCAAGAGAAAAACACACCACCACGGAGAAAAUACAGUCCCUACAAGGAGUCACACCAAGAGCUCAAGUCGUCGAUCAACCAGUAAGGAAUGUUCCAGCCUCCCUCGCCAUGGAGACCUGCAUCACCUCAGCAAUGAGAGUUUUCUGAAUGGUAACAAACCGGCUCCAUCUAGUUUAAGUCCUACACUCCACCCGAAAGUCCAGUACAUGUCCCAGACCCUAAAUCGUUCAGCCUCGUCCAACAAAGAUCUGGCUAACAACAACCUGCCACACCUUCUCAGUCCCAAAGAGGCAAAAAACAAGACAGAGUUUGAUUUCAACUUGGGGCCCUCAACAAAGCUGUCAGAUCAGGGACAUGGGGCAAAGUACACGCACAGCAAACCAAACUCGUCUCGCUCUCAGCAGCAGCAACAGCAGCAGCAACAACAGCAACAGCAGCAGCAACAGCAGGCCAGCCGGCACACCUUUCUGGAAAAUAAAACCAACACAUUACAGUCUGGAGCAGAAAAACAACAUGGCCGCCAUGCCCACAGCAUGGCAGACUCUGCACAUGGAUCCAUGUCGUCCUCUUCUAAAAGUUCAGCUUCUUAUCUAAGCCUGUCCAAGAGUCAUGGGGCUCUUAGCGACGCCAAAUCUGUGGGGAACCUAAGCGAUGGUCGACUUCACCCAGACGACCCAAAUGCAAAUGCAACAGCCGUUGUAGGACCCAGUGCCCGUUUCUUCCCUGCCAGCUGUUUGGACCUCAACGCCCCGUCGGGUCUUCCAGGACCCCCCGGCAGUCCCUCGACUCGACACAGUGACCGAUCAGGACACAGCCCCGCUUCCCGUAGCAGCGUAAAUGUACGUAUGGAGAGCAGCACGUUGGAUUCCUCAUCGAGACACAAGUCCAGACACAAAUCGUUGGCUCCAGAAGACGCUGGUGCUCCAGAGCUCCUAGACCCAGGAGGACCGGCGAUGCCCAACACUCACACCCUGCCUUCCCCCCACGAGUCUUAUCACUACGGCCUUGGCUACACGUCCCCCUUUUCCUCCCAGCAACGGCCUCAGCGCCACUCCAUGUACGUGAGACGGGAACGUCACCGACCACAUGGGUCUGAGGGGGUCAUGGCGGGCCUGCCGCCGCCUGGACAGGUCAUACCGACUCGGGCCAGCAGCCUCCAACUCCUCUCCCCACAGCUGCAACACCGUACCAACCUGACUGGACAUUCAGUGAGCUCGUCGAGAGAGGACUGCACCGACGACAUGACGAGGAGUGAACAGCCCCCUAAAGACAUGAGCCACCCUUGUGCCCCCAUCAAAGACUCUACGAGGGACAACUCCGCUGCUUUUCAUACACAGCGCUCUAAAAAUGAGGUCGGUAUGUAUCAUGACCCUCACGGUGAGGAUGCAGGUUCCUCCAAGGAAAACCGGAUGAUCUUCACUGAGUCCAUGCCUCGGAGAGUCGGCAGCUUCUACAGAGUCCCUUCCCCCAGACCGGAUAACUCCUCUUCUUUCCACGAAGGUGUUGGUCAGGGAAGAGGGCCUGGUGUACCCGUUGUGGCCGGUGAUCCAGGCGGCAUGGCGAACCACUCCAAACGCCAGACGGCUUUUGAUUGGACUGCUGCAGAAGCAAUGGUCAUGAAUCCUCCAGAGCCCACCAAAGAGAAGCAAAAACAAGGCUUCUUCAAAGCCAUUAAAAAGAAAAAGAAGAAGACACAAAUAACGGACGUGGAGGACGGAAGGAAUCCGAGCAUCAAGAAAAGCCUUUUCCCCCUUUUUAGCUCUAAGAAUAGCUUAAAGCACAACUCAGCUGGAAAAAUCCUACCUGUAGUUGCCUCGCCUAUGGUACAGCAUCAGCCUGCGGCACCCUACCCUGCCUCACCAGUUACUGGGAAUGGACAGGAACACCUUUCCCUUCAGAGGAGCUCCAAGUCGUCCUCCCACCACAGCAGCAGACGGAAAAACCGCGAGCGAUCCCGGGACAGAGACCACGACCGGGAACAGAGCAGGGACAGAGAGCGGGAGAGAGAAAACAAGAGGGAGAGAGAGAGGGAGAGGGGGAGGGAAAGAGAGAGAGUCACUGAUUGGCCACCAGAAAAGCCAGUAGACUCCCACUCUCAGAGCCAACCUCUGAAGUCUCUACGUCGACUCCUUCACCUCUCGCCUUCCCCCUCAAACCAAGGGCAGCCUCCUCCUCCACCUCCUCCGGACCUGCGCUUCCAAGCCCCCCUCCCCAACCCGCCUCAGUCCUCCUCCAAAGUCGGCUACCCAGAGGGUCGAGGGCACACGGAGAGCAGGGGCCACUCGGGGAUGAGCAGCUCAGGCCAGGCGAAGAACCGCAAGGCCAGCUACACCUUACCGGGACAGAUCGAAUCCAGCUGGCACGUGUCGGCUUUACAGCGGGUGGAAGGCGCUCAGUUUACUCCAGAACAGCUGGGCAUCAAACCGGGUCAGAACGGACCUACUUUUACCCGAGCAUCCCGCACCAGGAUGCCAAAUCUCAACGAUCUGAAGGAGACAGCCCUGUAACAUCCCCCGACCUCUCUGACCUGUCUCCGUCCUUGGAGUCUGGCCGCAGACAUCAUGGUACGCUGGCAAAAGUUCAAAGAAAUAUAGUUAUCUGUUGAUUCUCGUGUCUCUGAAAUCUACAAAGACCGGAUGCAAACAGGCCAGACAUCAGCAAGGUGGGACUUAACUUAAGACAAGGAGGUCGCAGUAUCUUCUCUGGAUGUCGGCACCACAUCAGCUUAUUCUGCUCACAUCAGAACAAGCAGAUCUUUGCUGUCAAGGAGACGCUGCCUGUGUGGCCUCUCUGCCGCCAUCUUCUGCUUACAGAGCGCUACUGCAACGGUUGAGAAGCCGCUGUCGCAUCGGUGGCCAAUAAACUUAAAGGUUUUUCAAGCACUGAUAUUUGAUAACAAAAAAGAGAGAAAGAUUUAUAUCAAUAUUAUUUAUUAAAUAUUUAUUUGUUUUAAAUUAAAGGAUAUAAGCUAUAAAUGACACAGUAUGUAGGUUAUAUGGGAAUAAUAUAAAAAAAAAUGUAGAAUUAAAUGUGUAAUUGCAAGAGCUUUAGUUUCGACACAGAGAAAUGAAUAGAUAUUUAUGUGUUUAUAAUAAUGUCAACAGGAGUAUUUAAUAAUGGUGAAUGUCUUUUUAUGUUGAAUAUGAUGAUGUUAACAUAUCUUAUGUUAUCCUAUUUUUAUCCGUUUUUAUUUCAUCAAACUGUAAACAAAAGGAAAAAGAAAAACUACUGAAAGUGAAAAAUCUCUGACAUUAGAUGUAGUACAGAUACGACCAUCACCUUCAUGACAUUAGUUGUGAAGUUGUGUGAUAAUUCGGGACAUUUGUAGACAUUGUAGAUCAACCAGAGGGUGACGGCUCAACGUUGUGCGUUAAGUUCACUGGAAAUAAAAAGAUCAAAAGUGCACACACCCUUGGCAGGAAGAAAAUGCCGCGUUUUUGUGGUAUAAAAAUUGACCAUAAUAAGUUGUUUCAAACUAUUUCCACCUUCAAUUUGAUAUUUCUUACAGUUCAAUCAAAAAGCAAACAAUAAAAACCUGCU
Xiphophorus maculatus (southern platyfish) is the source of this 5334-nucleotide messenger RNA. It is a transcript of the gene cdkl5, whose product is annotated as cyclin-dependent kinase-like 5. The coding region runs from base 867 to 4301 and encodes 1144 amino acids. Lineage: Eukaryota; Metazoa; Chordata; Actinopteri; Cyprinodontiformes; Poeciliidae. The transcript is spliced from 21 exons. Gene Ontology annotation, biological process: regulation of dendrite development; positive regulation of axon extension; protein phosphorylation. Gene Ontology annotation, molecular function: protein kinase activity; ATP binding. Gene Ontology annotation, cellular component: nucleus; dendrite cytoplasm. The record is from RefSeq and is a predicted model, not a curated record.